Rubroshorea leprosula is the source of this 2244-nucleotide messenger RNA. NCBI's taxonomy places the organism in Eukaryota, Viridiplantae, Streptophyta, Magnoliopsida, Malvales, Dipterocarpaceae. The record is from the annotation of a GenBank genome assembly.
CAUCCUCAUUUAGUUUUCAGCACCGACACUACAAAGCAGAACAAAGCCAAGCUGCAAAGCAAAAGAGGAAAGAGCGUAUUUAGAUUCUCGUAGCUUUAUCUUUACAAACACAAAGUCUCUUCUUUCUGCAACUAUUCCCAAACCCAUUCCCAAAUUCUUCUCAAGGAAAUCCAUAAGAGGCAUUGCCGGAGAGAUGGGAGAUUAUAACAGAGUAUGUGGGUUCAUUGUGGUUCUGCUUUUACUCACCUGCAUAGCCGGAGAAGACCCUUACAGGUUUUACACUUGGAAUGUCACGUAUGGUGACAUCUAUCCACUGGGAGUCAAGCAACAGGGGAUACUGAUAAACGGCCAAUUUCCGGGACCCCAAAUUGAGUCUGUCACUAACGACAACCUCAUUGUAAAUGUUUUCAAUAGCUUGGAUGAACCAUUUCUCAUUUCAUGGAAUGGGGUGCAGCAGAGGAGGAAUUCAUGGCAGGAUGGGGUUUAUGGUACCAACUGCCCCAUCCCUCCAGGAGGGAAUUUCACCUACAUUAUUCAGGUGAAGGAUCAGAUAGGUAGCUAUUUCUACUUCCCUUCCCUGGCCUUCCACAAGGCUGCCGGAGGUUAUGGUGGCUUCAGAAUCCUCAGCCGCUCGGUUAUUCCCGUUCCUUUCUCUCCUCCUGCUGCCGAUUUUACCAUCUUGGCCGGUGACUGGUACACUAAAAAUCACACCGACUUGAGAGCAAUUUUAGACGGCGGAAGUGACCUUCCUUUCCCUGAUGGUCUCCUUAUCAAUGGUCGUGGUGCAAAUGGGUACACAUUUACAGUUGAUCAAGGAAAGACAUACAGAUUCCGGAUAUCGAAUGUGGGGCUUAAAACUUCCAUUAAUUUCAGAAUCCAGGGGCACAAGCUGCAGCUGGUGGAGGUGGAAGGAACUCACACACUGCAGAACACUUAUGAUUCCCUUGACAUACACUUGGGCCAGUCAUACUCCGUGUUGGUUACGGCAGAUCAGCCAGCACAAGAUUACUACAUUGUUGCCUCCACACGAUUCACUUCCAAAGUGCUCACAACAACAGCUAUUUUCCAUUAUAGUUACUCUGCAGGAAGUGUUUCGGGUCCUCCCCCUGGUGGACCAACUACUCAGGUCGAUUGGUCUCUUGAACAAGCCCGAUCUAUCAGGCGGAAUCUUUCAGCUAGUGGACCAAGACCUAAUCCUCAAGGCUCAUACCAUUAUGGAAUGAUCAACACAACCCGUACUAUUAGACUUGCAAACUCUGGUCCUAUUAUCAAUGGCAAGCAGAGGUAUGCUGUCAAUAGUGUGUCCUUCACUCCAGCUGACACUCCACUUAAACUUGCUGACUACUUCAAGAUCUCUGGAGUGUUCUCCCCAGGAAGCAUCCCAGAUAGCCCCACUGGAGGUGGAGGUUACCUCCAAACUUCUGUCAUGGCUGCUGAUUUUAGGGGUUAUGCUGAGAUUGUUUUUGAGAAUCAAGAAGACAUCUUGCAGUCCUGGCACAUCGAUGGUCACAAUUUCUUCAUUGUUGGGAUGGAUGGAGGGCAGUGGACACCCGCAAGCAGAUUAAGUUACAACUUAAGAGACACAAUUUCUCGGUGCACAGUGCAGGUGUAUCCCAGGUCAUGGAGUGCAGUGUACAUGCCUUUGGACAAUGUGGGGAUGUGGAACGUAAGGUCUGAGGACUGGGCUCGCCAGUAUUUAGGGCAGCAAUUCUACCUGCGUGUAUUCUCCCCAGCAAAUUCUUGGAGGGAUGAAUAUCCAAUCCCUAGCAAUGCUAUUCUGUGCGGUAGAGCAGUUGGGCAUAGGACUCAAGCUUAACGCGUUUGGGGUGGCCCGCGUCACUCGAGUCUAUUAUUAUGGGUUAAAGCAGAGAGAAUUCAAAAAAAGACAUUUAUUUUGAUUGUGUAGACAGCUACAUGUGUUGACUUCUAUAUAGCCUCAGCCCCUAAUGGUAGACUAUAUGAGGAAAUAAAUCAAUUACAUUGAAAUACCUUAACUCCACCACGCGGGUCACGCGCCUCUUUAAUUCAAUUAUUCAAUUAUUCAAUUGAAAUGUUCAUCAGAUUUAAAGAUCGAAUUCUUAGUUGUUAAUAUUUAAUAAAAUUAAUUUACCCUUAUCAAAAAAAAAAUUACAUUGAAAUACCUAAUUGAUUAUAAUCUUCCUCAUUAAUUCACGAUUCAAAUAUAUUAUUUGAUUAUGUAUGUAGAGUCAAUGUAUCAUAAUGCAAUUAAUUCUCAAAUGUUUU